Molecule: messenger RNA, 707 nt
Organism: Heterotrigona itama
Lineage: Eukaryota; Metazoa; Arthropoda; Insecta; Hymenoptera; Apidae
Source: the annotation of a GenBank genome assembly
AUGAUUAUUUUAUGGUCUGAUACGGAGAUUAAACUGACCACUUGGAAACUUCAUCAACAUGUCCGUAUACACAUUUGGUAAUGUACUCUUGAUUCACUCAUCCUAUACAAACUAUAUUGACUUUUGAAAGGAUACAUGAAAUCAUUUGCAAUUGCGGAUAGUAAAAACUGCUUCUGCAUAUUUCAAUAUGUUCCGUCAAAUCAUGAUGUAUGACUGCACGUGUGUCAAACAUAUAUUCAACAUACACCGUACCACUAAACUUCAUAAGUUCUCAACUGAAACAAAUUGAAACUGUAAAAGUACCUAUUCCUUUCAUUCUAUUCACGUACUGUGUAAUUCAAAUUAAUUAUUCGAACAUGCAUAUUUAUAUCAUCAAACUUUUAAAUGUAUUGAAAACCGAUGUAAUAUAUUAUAUAAAUUAUUAAAAUAUGUUACACUGAAAACUACGAUGAAAAUUAGUAAUAUUAUUUACAAAGCAUUCUCGCGAUAAAUCUUUAAAUAUUUUCCGUGACGUGAUACUAAAAAAAAGAGUAAGAAUUUGAAAAAUUAAUGACAGUAUUUACAAAAAAAUAACAAGGAAAAACUCUGUUACAUAGAGAAACGAAGCAUUUGUAGCACUAGCAUGUGUUCGUACUCACGGUUUCAUCAUGCACGCAUGCACACCCUUCCGUGCAUCGAAUCAACUGGUGGUUGGGAAGAAACUUUAA